Messenger RNA from Fusarium pseudograminearum CS3096, 912 nucleotides. RefSeq lists its product as uncharacterized. The transcript has 5 exons. The coding region runs from base 1 to 912 and encodes 303 amino acids. Gene Ontology annotation, cellular component: membrane. NCBI's taxonomy places the organism in Eukaryota, Fungi, Ascomycota, Sordariomycetes, Hypocreales, Nectriaceae. The record is from RefSeq and is a predicted model, not a curated record.
AUGGACGCACCAAUUUCUUACUAUCUCUACAACCCUUCCAAGCCUUUGGCAGGAGUUGCUGCUGGCCUUUUUGGUCUGAGCUUUCUUGUUACACUCUACCAGAUCAUCCGAAAGAAGGCUUGGGUCUGGAUAUUCAUGCUGUUAGCGAUUGCAAUGGAAAUCAUUGGAUAUGCAGCUAGAAUCAAGUCUGCCUCUGAACCAACCGAAAAGAAGCCAUAUGUGCUCCAGUUCACACUCAUUAUCCUGCCUCCGGUUUUGAUGGCCGGUGUCAUCUAUGUCGUCUUUGGAAGAAUCGUCUACUGGGUCGUCCCGCCUGAGUCACGAACUCUGCGAUUCCUUUGGGUUCCUCCUCGCUUUAUCACUCUUCUCUUUGUUGGCUUCGACAUGGUUUCUCUCAUCCUCCAGCUUGUCGCCGCAGUUUUCAUCGCCGGCACUGAUCCCACAGACUCCAAUGCGAAGCAGAAGCUUGACCUUGGCAAGACUCUAGGUCUCGUCGGUGUGAGCACUCAGAUUGCCGGUUUCGGUCUUUUCACCAUUGCAGCUGUUCGCUUUCACUUCGCAGCCCGGAAGCUUAGCCCUGAGUUUGCGAGACAGAACCAGGAAAAACAUGGCAUCACCAAGAAGUGGCAGACGUUAUUGACCGUGGUCAAUGUUUCAUGUCUUCUCAUCUUGAUCCGUUCUGUUUACCGUGAGAUUGAUUUUGCUGGCGGCAAAGACGGAAAAACGCACCAGAAAGAGUGGUUUCAAUAUGUUUUUGACACAUUGCCUAUCUUGAUCGUUGUGUUCCUCUACAACGUCUUCUUCCCAGCCAACUACCUCGCACAUCUCGGCUUCAAGGUACCCAAGGAAACGGGAACCAUGAAUGAUGUCGAGACGUUGAAAAAGAAACCUUCAACCUCGGAAUCCACAUAA